This is a messenger RNA of Populus euphratica (Euphrates poplar), 2168 nucleotides long. Its product is annotated as OBERON-like protein. The record is from RefSeq and is a predicted model, not a curated record. Gene Ontology annotation, cellular component: nucleus. Bases 219 to 1931 code for a protein of 570 amino acids. The transcript is spliced from 3 exons. Lineage: Eukaryota; Viridiplantae; Streptophyta; Magnoliopsida; Malpighiales; Salicaceae. Gene Ontology annotation, biological process: root meristem specification; maintenance of root meristem identity; maintenance of shoot apical meristem identity.
AAUUAUCUCUCAGCUCUUCUUUGUAAUCCGUAAUUGAUUAAUGGUGGUUGCCUUCUCUCUUCCUUUAUCGAUCCAUUUGCCAUCGCUUCUUCAGUCAUAAUAAAAGGAGGUGGUGAUGGAUGGAUGGUGUGUUACAGCUCCUUAUGACAAUGACAGGAAGAAAUGACUAAUUGAUGGGCACAUCAUCUGGCUCUAACAUUCAACACCCUUCAUAAAAAAUGCUUCCUCCACGACAGCAACCGUGUGCAGCUGGACUACAAACAUCACUGUCCUUGGUGUCUUCGGAUCUUCACUUGUCCCCUGACGCACAGGAACCAAGAUCAAAUUCUGAUAAUAUUCGUGAAUCUCCUACAGAAAGUGCUAGUUCACAAGAAACUUGGCCUACUGCUGAUGCCAUGAUGAAAAAGAAGAUGGAGAAUGACAAGGCAGAUAAUGAUUGCCCUGGACAGUCCAUCAUUCGUCGCGUCUCAGGUGCAGAUAAGAUUUCUUGUCGUGACAUAGCUGGGGAACGAGUUGACAUAAUCUCUGAGAAGAUGCAACAUUUACCUGAUGACUUUCUUGAUGAGCUAAAGAAUGGUCUUCGGGUUAUGCUUGAAGGAAGUGGUGGUUCACAGCACAGAGAGGAAUUUCUGAUUUUGCAGAAGCUUGUUCAUAAUAGGUCUGAUUUGACAGCAAAGACUUUGAUUAGAGCACACCGAGUACAGCUAGAAAUACUUGUUGCAAUAAACACUGGAAUUCAGGCAUUUUUGCAUCCAAGUAUUAGUCUCUCCCAAACUUCCCUGAUUGAGGUCUUUGUGUUUAAGAGAUGCAGAAAUAUAGCAUGCCAAAACCAGCUUCCAGCUGAUGACUGUACCUGCGAAAUAUGUGCCAACAAAAGCGGUUUCUGCAAUCUCUGCAUGUGUGUGAUCUGUAACAAGUUUGAUUUUGAAGUGAAUACAUGCCGUUGGAUUGGUUGUGAUUUGUGUUCUCAUUGGACUCACACAGAUUGUGCUAUUCGUGAUGGACAAAUUUGUAUGGGCCCAUCUUUUAAGAGUGGAGCUGGCCCUACUGAAAUGCUUUUCCGUUGCCGAGCCUGCAAUCGAACAUCUGAGCUCUUGGGGUGGGUUAAAGAUGUUUUCCAACACUGUGCACCAGCAUGGGAACGAGAGGCUUUAACAAGGGAACUUGAUUUUGUUAGUAGAAUCUUCCGAGGAAGUGAAGACCCAAGAGGGAGGAAACUCUUUUGGAAGUGCGAAGAACUUAUUGAGAAAAUGAAGGGUGGACUUGCAGAGUCAACAGCUUGCAGAGUGAUAUUGAUGUUCUUCCAAGAGCUUGAGGUGGACUCUCCAAGGAGCCUGGAAAAUGGGGAGGGUGGGAGGCUAAUAGCCCCGCAGGAGGCAUGCAACCGAAUUGCUGAAGUGGUGCAAGAGGCCAUAAGGAAGAUGGAGAUGGUGGCUGAUGAGAAGAUGAGAAUGUUUAAGAAAGCACGCAUGGCUCUUGAGGCAUGCGACCGUGAGCUGGAGGAAAAGGCCAAGGAAGUGGCAGAACUAAAGCUAGACAGGCAAAAAAAGAAGCUACAGAUAGAAGAGCUAGAGAGAAUUGUGAGGCUUAAGCAGGCAGAGGCUGACAUGUUCCAGCUCAAAGCCAAUGAGGCAAAGCGAGAGGCUGAGAGGCUGCAGAGAAUUGCGCUUGCUAAGACGGACAAAUCAGAGGAAGAAUAUGCUAGCAGUUACCUCAAGCUACGUUUAAGUGAAGCUGAGGCAGAGAAGCAAUAUCUAUUUGAGAAGAUUAAGCUGCAGGAGAGUUCACGUGCAUCACAAAGCAGUGGUGGGGCUGACCCUUCACAGGUGUUGGCAUAUUCCAAAAUCCAAGAAAUUCUUCAUGGGUACAAUGUCCCCCCAAAGACAGAAGCACAGCCAAACGAUCGCCACCAUUUCAGGUCAAAUCCCUGAAGAAGCUGGGUUGCUCCCCGCCACUUUUGCUCGUAAGUCAGUAAGCUUUUUCUCCACGUCAUGUUUGUACCCUGUCUUUCACGUCCUUCAUUCGGAAAGAAAAAGGGGGAUCGAUUUCAUCUAUAUCGAAACCCGCCUUCUGCCAACUUAUAUAGUAAGGAUUGACUGUGUUGUUUAGAAACGUUACUCUCGUUGAACAAGUGCGAAUGAAAUGCUGUUUGGAUUCAUUUGAAUGUU